AUGCCGACCAACUUCCUCAGCCUUCCCAGAGAACUCCGCAACAGCAUAUAUGAGCUACUCUUAGUAUUCGAAGAAUCCAUCAGAAUGAACAAUCAUUUAACACCUCAGAAGCUCCAAGAUUUUACUCCGGGGCUCCUCCGCGCAAACAAGAUUAUUCAUAGCGAAGCCAGCUUUAUACUCUAUGCACAGAAUCGCUUUACCCUAUACGACAGCUCUGAGUCAUUCUUCGAGAAGAUUGGCCGUAACAAUGCAAGUUCCAUCCUAUACAUAUGUAUCGACUUUCCUAGAUUCGAUUAUCGGAUUCUUCAUGGCACUACCCUUCGGGAUCCCAGCUCUCAGCUGCUCGCGAAAAUACAGAGUGACUGCACCAAUAUACAGACGCUUCAAACGUCUCUAGAAACUACCGUUGAGAUGGAGCAUAGGUUCGCUAAGUUUGAUAAUUUCAAUAUUGGUGCGGGGGCCUUGGCGCUGGCCGAUGCACACUUCAGAGGCAUUGCAUCCCUACAAGAUAUUAUCGUCGAGGUUUACAAGGAGGGCCCGAGUGCUUUGAUACGAAAGGAAAUGGAGAGCCAUGGAUGGACGAUUAACACAAGGGAAUUUGUGGAGGAGUUGGAUGUCGAAAAUGGGGUUUUCAUGAACGUGAAAGAGUAUUAUGAAUCUCUAGAUCAUCAUGAAUAUCAACGUCAUGAUGAUAGUGGUUUUUGA
Sclerotinia borealis F-4128 is the source of this 705-nucleotide messenger RNA. The record is from the annotation of a GenBank genome assembly. NCBI's taxonomy places the organism in Eukaryota, Fungi, Ascomycota, Leotiomycetes, Helotiales, Sclerotiniaceae.